CUUAAGAAAGCUCUAUGUGCACGAGCUUGAGAGGGCAGAAAUAAAAAUAGGUGUAAAUUUUUUUUAAAAGUAUGAAAAUUGUGUUUUCAAAAUUUGGUAAAUUUUAAUUAAAAUUUUGAAAAAUUAAAAAUGAUAUUAACUUACUGAACAUGUUUUUCGGUUUUGUUAUCAAAAUUUUUAUAAUUUAAUAAGAAAACUAAUUAAAAACAUUUUAUUUCAUCUCAUUCUAAAAAAGGAAAGAAAAAAAAAAGGCAAACUAACACCACAAUUUAAUAUUCUCCAACAUAAAAAAAUAUUCCCAAAUAUUCAAAACUUAAAAAGAAAAAUAACAAAAUACCGAGACAAUUCAGAAUAAUUUAUAUCAACAUCAUAUCAGGCCCUAGAUUUAUAUUUCUGUCCUUCUCGUUCAAACAAACACAUGCUUGGGUCCCUUAAAUCUAGGACCAAACUCCUAUUUAAAAGGGCUCAUUUCCCAGUUGAAAUAUCACCCAUAUCUAUACCUUUGUUUUCUCCAUUCAAGCUAAAUUUUCUCUUAUUCAAGGCCACACAGAAGAACAAAUGGCUCAGGGAAGGGUCAGUGCAAUGACCACAGCAGCUUUGGUGCUGUUGUUGGUGCUGAUCGGCCACUCCGAGUUAGUUCGUGCUGCCACCUACACCGUCGGCGGUUCUCGUGGUUGGACCUUUAACGUUUCUCGUUGGCCUAAAGGAAAGCACUUUAAAGCUGGUGACACACUUGUGUUCAUUUACGACAAGAGAGCACACAAUGUGGUGGCUGUUAACAAUGCCGGUUACAAGAGCUGCAUGACUCCAAAGGGUUCCAAAGUGUUUAGAAGUGGAAAAGAUCGUAUCAAGCUCAAGAAAGGCCCCAACUUCUUCAUUUGCAAUCUCCCUCAGCACUGCAAAUCUGGCAUGAAAAUUGCCGUGACUGCACUGUAGACUCUAGAUAAUCACUACAUGGUGGGACAAAAUAAUUAUUAUUAAUAAAGCUUUUAUCUUAUGUCCCUCUUCCCUAGCUGAUUAUUAUAUCUUCUCAACCCAAAUCUACGGUGUGCCAUACUAGUUUUGGUACUAGUUAGUGUUGACAUUACAUUUUUAUAUGUGGUGUUGUAGUAAAGUAAUAAUAUAUAUGAUGUUCUAGGUUCAAUGCUAAUUGCU
Humulus lupulus (European hop) is the source of this 1155-nucleotide messenger RNA. Its product is annotated as basic blue protein-like. Gene Ontology annotation, molecular function: electron transfer activity. The record is from RefSeq and is a predicted model, not a curated record. Bases 559 to 936 code for a protein of 125 amino acids. The transcript has 2 exons. Lineage: Eukaryota; Viridiplantae; Streptophyta; Magnoliopsida; Rosales; Cannabaceae. Gene Ontology annotation, cellular component: plasma membrane.